Molecule: messenger RNA, 1953 nt
Organism: Bolinopsis microptera
Lineage: Eukaryota; Metazoa; Ctenophora; Tentaculata; Lobata; Bolinopsidae
Product: RUN domain-containing protein 3A-like
Exons: 14
Coding region: 87-1532 (481 amino acids)
Source: RefSeq, a predicted model, not a curated record
UUACAACACUACAAAUCUAUUACAUUUAUUGAGCUACAAUUAUGUAGGAGGGGUAAUGCAAUGACUAGAUUUUGUGUUGUGAACUCAUGUCUAAUGCUUUAAAAGACUCUUUGUCAAGACAGAAUGCAACUGACCGUAAAAACUUCCUCGCUGUUUGCAGGUUGAGCAUACAAACACUAUGUGACGAGGCAGGCACAAGUGGGGUAAUCGACGAUAACAGCGAUUAUCUCCUUAAUUUCUGUAACAUAAUAGAAAACUUGUUAUGUCACCGUUAUCAUGUUCAAAACAAGAAACAGGUUGGAACUGCAGACGGCAUUGUGUUUUGGGAGUUUCUCAAGCUUGCUUGCAAGUCGGUCCCUUACAACUGCAUUCAGAAGAUAAAUCUGAUGGAUAAUGUGAAAACCACACGAGGCAAGGGAAGAGCCUGGAUACGAAUGGCACUGAUGGAGAAGAGACUGUCAGAGUAUUUCUCAGUUGCUCUUAUGGAGGACACUGUUUUGAAGAGAUUUUACGAUCACGGGAGUUUUAUGCUGAACGAGGAGGCCCACAUAGUGGCUAACGUUAUGACUGCUCUUAACUCUGUGGAUUUCAGUUUGUGUUUGAGGAGCCACACCUUCGAUCUUCCAGUUGUUUACUCAGUUGACUACACUCCCUUUCUCAAAUACCCAAUAAGUGACAAGCAACUAGAUUUGGAAGAAGCUCUAAUAAGACUGGAGAGAAACAGAGUACAGAACGAUGCUUCCUCCACCUGUAGUGGGCACACUAGUCUCCGGGCGAGAUCUGUGUGUACAUUCUCUACCAUAUCAGAACGAGAAUUGUCAGCUGAAGAGGAACUGAUAAAACUGAAGAGACAAAUGAAAAUAGUGGUCGACCAAAAGGCGUAUCUGGAGGAGAUCCUGUACCUAAGGGAAGUGAAAUGCACGGAACUAACACAGCAUCUGUUACUAAGUGCGUAUCUGGAGGAGAUCCUACACCUAAGGGAAGUGAAAUGCACGGAACUAACACAGCAGCUGUUACAGUGGGACGAACAGGCGGAGAAGGAGAAAGCCCUGUCAGACAGCAUCAUAGUGGAGCUACAGGGCCAGCUAGCUGAGCAGCAGUUCAGAAACAGGAUGUUACAGGAACAGAUGGACAGGAGUACGAGUAAUGGGUUCCAGGAGAUGGAACCUGUUCUUGCUAGGAACAGGAACAGUGUGUCCCUCCACAGAUCAACAGAGGAUCCCAAUAAAGCUGUAGAUGUUAUAGCUCAUAUGGACCGUAACGGGUUCUGUUCCAGGAGUUCCUCAGACCAGUCAGUGAAGCUGAGUGCGUCUGACCAGUCAGUGAGACGCAGCACAGAGACUGUCAUUACCAGAACCAGCUCUACCUCCGGCUCUACCUCCAGACCUAGAGCUAAAUCUGGGUACUCUAAACAGAAAAUAGCUGUAGCCGUGGAAGAUAUCCUGCCCUCUGAAAAAGAAAGGCUCAUGUUCAACGUCCACAAGAAACUGCAAACUGAAACUUUUAUCUCCUUCGGCGACCCAGACGGUUAAUCUUCAUUCUUUCUGCUUUCCAAAUUGUUAAAUGAAAUUCUUGAUUUUUGUAUAAACUAUGUUUUGUAAAUUUUUGAACCAUUUUAUCGCUGCUGUUAUUCAGAUAAGCUGUGAUUAACUUGAGAGAGAUUUAUUACGGUUUUAUAACGAAAAAUCAAUGCAAGCGGACAGAUUUUAAACUAGUAUAGAUUGUAUCUCUAGGCUAGGGAUAAUAUUUACGGGAAUAUUUUCUGAUAUGUGAUCAGAUGUAUCAGAAAUCUGUUUUGUAGGUAUCCAGUAAUAUAUAAUAUCAUAAAGGGGAGUUUGAAAUUGCCGAAUAUUUUCCGUUUUGGCAUCAGAUAACAUAACUAGGCGGAUAAGUCUAACAUUUUAUUGGUAGCUAUCCUUAUCGAUAGUAAUUAGAUUUAAUAAGUGUUACAGA